CAAGUUGAAAACUGUUGCUGCCGCAACUUUUUUGUUUUUCCUUUUGGACGUUAUUUAUAUAUAGAACUUAGAAGCAGUUGCUUGAUAUUUUCAACGCAGCGUGCUUGUUUUUCACGCUACUGUGUCUGUGUGAGCGUGUAUGUGUGUGUGUGUGUGGGAUCGAGAAGUUUCUGCAGCUAUUGAAUUUAGGCCAAACGGUAUAAGAAAAGCGCAUAUUUUACCAAAAUCCAAACUGCAAAUUGUAUAAUCAUGACCACCGACGAUACUACUGCUGCCGCUGCCAUCAGCCACAAGGACAAGGGAAACGAAGCAUUUAAGGCCUCCCAAUGGUCGGAGGCAGUGCAGCAAUACAGUUUGGCCAUCAAGCUGGGAGCCAAGCACAAAGAGUUGCCCGUGUUUUACAAAAAUCGAGCUGCCGCUUAUCUGAAAUUGGAGCAGUACUCGAACGCUUUGGAUGAUUGUACAGAGUCGCUGCGUCUGGCACCCAAUGAUCCAAAGGCGUUCUUCCGACGUGCCCAGGCAUACGAGGCAUUGAGCAAACCGGAGGAGGCAUACAGGGAUGCCACGGCGCUGUUCAAGGCCGAUCCGGGUAACAAAUCAGUGCAACCAAUGCUGCAACGUUUGCAUCUUGUUGUGCAGGAGAAUGCAGCUCGUAAUGCCAAAACGUCAACAAAGGUUACUCAAAUGAUGGAACUCACCUUUGACAUCGCUGCUCCCAUCGAGAAGCGACGCUCAGCGGCCAAUAAUCUCGUAGUGCUGGCCAAGGAACCAGCUGGCGCAGAGCUGAUGUACAAGGAACAGUGCAUACCAAAAAUUGCUGUGCUGGCUAAAGUGGAGAAGGAUCAUGAUAUUUAUCUGAACAUGGUGCGUGUGGUGGCAUCUUUGUGUGAAAACAGCGUGGAGCGCACUAAAGGAGUUCUCACUGAACUGGGAAUACCGUGGUUCAUGCGUGUUCUAGACCAAAAGCACGAGGAUUGCGUAAGCACCGCCCAGUUUUGUCUGCAGAGCAUUAUUAAUGCGCUGUCUGGCCUAAAGAACAAGCCCGACGCCAAGCCCAACAAGGAGCUCUGUACUCGGAAUAGUCGGGAGAUUGAUUCAUUGCUCACGUGCCUGGUUUACAGCAUUACAGAUCGCACGAUUUCGGGCAAGGCACGUGAUGCUGUUAUUGAGUUGCUCACACGCAACGUACAUUAUACGGCUUUGGAGUGGGCGGAGCGUUUGGUGGAGAUACGCGGUCUGUGCCGCUUGCUGGAGGUGUGUUCCGAGCUGCAGGAUUACAAAUACGAGAGCGCUAUGGAUAUAACUGCCUCCUCGAGCACCAUUGCCUCCGUCUGUUUGGCCCGCAUCUAUGAGAACAUGUACUACGAUGAGGCCAAGCUACGUUUCACAGAUCAGAUCGAUGAGUUUGUUAAGGACAAGCUGCUGUCGCCCGAUAUGGAGUCCAAGGUGCGUGUGACUGUUGCGAUUACGUCGCUGCUCAGCGGCCCCCUCGACGUGGGCAAUCAAAUAGUGGCCAGAGAUGGUAUUCUACAGAUGAUACUGGCCAUGGCAACCACAGAUGAUUUGCUGCAGCAGCGCGUGGCCUGCGAGUGUCUAAUUGCUGCCUCCUCGAAGAAGGACAAGGCGAAGGCGUUGUGCGAACAGGGCGUGGAAAUACUCAAGGGACUGUAUCACUCGAAGAACGAUGCAAUUCGUGUACGCGCUCUCGUUGGCUUGUGCAAGCUGGGCAGCUAUGGAGGUCAGGAUGCGGCCAUACGACCAUUUGGCGAUGGUGCUGCCUUAAAGCUAGCCGAAGCUUGUCGCCGUUUUCUCAUCAAACCUGGCAAGGAUAAGGAUAUACGACGUUGGGCGGCCGACGGGUUAGCCUAUUUGACAUUGGAUGCAGAGUGCAAAGAGAAACUGAUCGAGGACAAGGCUUCCAUACAUGCUCUAAUGGAUUUGGCACGCGCAGGCGAUCAAUCUUGUCUGUAUGGCGUCGUCACGACAUUUGUAAAUUUGUGCAAUGCAUACGAAAAACAGGAACUGGUGCCGGAGAUGGUGGAGCUGGCCAAGUUUGCCAAACAUCAUAUACCCGAAGAGCAUGAGCUGGACGAUGUGGAUUUCGUUAACAAACGCAUCACUAUUCUGGCCAACGAAGGCAUCACCACGGCGCUUUGUGCGCUGGCCAAAACCGAAAGCCAUAACUCACAGGAGCUGAUUGCACGCGUGCUGAAUGCUGUCUGUGGACUCCAGGAGCUGCGCGGCAAGGUGGUUCAAGAUGGAGGCGUCAAGGCCCUGUUACGCAUGGCGCUGGAAGGCACCGAGAAGGGCAAACGACAUGCCAGCCAGGCGCUGGCACGCAUUGGCAUCACCAUCAAUCCUGAGGUGGCAUUUUCUGGCCAAAGGUCGUUGGAUGUUAUACGGCCGCUAUUGAAUCUGCUGCUGCAGGAUUGCACAGCUCUGGAGAACUUUGAGUCGCUGAUGGCCCUGACUAAUUUGGCCUGCAUGAAUGAGAGCGUCCGACAGCGUAUUAUUAAGGAGCAGGGCAUCUCGAAGAUUGAGUUUUAUCUUAUGGAGGAUCACUUGUAUCUGACACGGGCUGCUGCCCAGUGUAUCUGCAACUUGGUCAUGUCGGACGAUGUUGUGAAGAUGUUUGAGGGUGAAAACGAUCGCGUCAAGUUUUUGGCUUUGCUCUGCGAGGAUGAAGAUGAGGAAACGGCUGCGGCCUGUGCCGGUGCUCUGGCUAUGCUAACCUCUGUGUCGACCAAGUGCUGCGCUAAGAUUCUGGACAUUGCCAGUUGGUUAAAUAUAUUGCAUACGCUCAUUGCUAAUCCCAGUCCUUCGGUUCAACAUCGUGGCACUGUUGUCAUCCUUAACAUGAUCAACGCUGGUUCUGAAAUUUCCAAAAAACUCUUCGAUACAGACAUCAUGGAGCUGCUCAGCGGCUUGAGUCAGCUAGCUGAUGAUACUCGUGCCAAGGCCAGAGAAGUAGCCACACAAUGCCUGGCGGCGGCGGAACGGGAUCGCAUCAUCGAAAGAUCCGAUGACGCCGAAAUCCCAGAUGUCUUUGCCGAGAGUGCCAAAAUCACCGAAAUUGUCGACGACGAUUGAGUGCCUUCCCACAAGAGAAUCUAUUUUCAAUUAUUCAUUUUAUCUACUCACUUCUCAGCAAAUUUUUCACUGUGUCAUCUGGAAUUUAACUUAUAUUUAUUUUUGCCAAUUGUACUUAAGCUAAAAAUGUUCUAUUUAAAUCAUGUACGAAUUUAUAAUAAAUUCAGCAAAAUGUUUCGUUUAAAAA
Messenger RNA from Drosophila innubila, 3277 nucleotides. It is a transcript of the gene unc-45, whose product is annotated as protein unc-45 homolog B. Bases 250 to 3090 code for a protein of 946 amino acids. The transcript has 3 exons. Gene Ontology annotation, molecular function: Hsp90 protein binding. NCBI's taxonomy places the organism in Eukaryota, Metazoa, Arthropoda, Insecta, Diptera, Drosophilidae. The record is from RefSeq and is a predicted model, not a curated record.